Formica exsecta is the source of this 848-nucleotide messenger RNA. RefSeq lists its product as uncharacterized. The record is from RefSeq and is a predicted model, not a curated record. Gene Ontology annotation, molecular function: oxidoreductase activity; flavin adenine dinucleotide binding. The transcript has a single exon. Bases 292 to 765 code for a protein of 157 amino acids. NCBI's taxonomy places the organism in Eukaryota, Metazoa, Arthropoda, Insecta, Hymenoptera, Formicidae.
UUCCUGUCGCCAAUUAAAGAUAGAAGCAAUCUGUAUGUAAUGAAAUCUACUCGAGCCGACGCCAUUCUCCUCGAUGGUACUCAAGCGGUCGGAGUACGCGUGACUUUGAAAGACGGAAGGUCAAUCGACGUGAAAGCCUCGAAGGAGGUAAUCCUGUCGGCUAGCAGCAUCGGUAGUCCCCAACUCCUUAUGCUCUCCGGUAUCGGACCUAAGCAGCAUUUACACGCAAUGGGGAUACCUAAUGUCGUUGAUUUACCUGUCGGCAAAAAUCUUUAGGAUCACCUUAAAUGGAUGUGCGUGUUCUGGGCUUUUAAAAACCACAGCGCAACACCUUCACCCGCAAAUUUAUUGGAUAAAGCUUACAAGUACUUAAUUUACAAUCGAGGUCCCUUGGCAAGUAGCGCAGCUCAUGAUCUUCAGGGGUUCGGUAACGUACAUGACCCAAGUUCCAAGUAUCCAAACAUUCAGUUUUAUCAUAAACAUUUUCAACGAGGGCAAAUGGAUAAAACGUUCAUUACACUAAUGCAGUUUUACGUAAACGAAGAAAUAAGUCAAGAGAGAGCAAGAAUUACAACAGAGGAAACGAUACUCACUCCUGUACCUGUUCUGCUAAAACCAAAGAGUAUAGGCGAAUUGCGGCUACGUAGCAAAGAUCCGGCGGAUCCAGUCAGAAUCUUUGCCAAUUAUUAUUCCGUACAAGAGGAUGUGGAAACGAUGUUAAAGUCUUUGGAUGUCGUGAAAAAAAUGAUGAACACAAUCAUUUAAACGGCAUGGAGUAAGAUUGCAUCACCUAAACAUUGCGGGUUGCCGUAAUACUGAACCUGAUUCUGAAGAAUAUUGGAAGUGUA